UUGUUUACAUGUGUUUUUGUUGCAAACUGAGUUGAUAGAAAAGUAAGCGGUAAAUCGUCAAUACCAUUAACUGUGCUUCGUGAAAUUUCCCCCCCAAUAUAGACCGAUGGAGUGCAAGGGAUUGGCCCAUAAUCUGGAGGCAGUUCAACGCACCGAAGAUGUGCGUCUCAAGGAUUUGGCACCGUUUAGUAAAAUGUUACUUUCCGAACAGCUACGCAAGGGAUUGCAUCAAGCCGGCUUUGUCUAUCCAACGGUAAUACAAGCAACCGCUAUACCUUUGGGAAAAUCUGGAAUAGAUUUGUUGGUACAAUCCAAGUCGGGCACAGGCAAGACCUUAAUUUUUUGCUCCAUUGUCUUGGAGGCCUAUAACAGUGAAGUGCGCGAACCCCAGUCUUUGAUUGUUGCUCCCACGCGCGAGAUAGCCACACAAAUUGAGGAUACCCUAAAUAAUAUAGGAAAAUUCUGCCCCGGUUUCAAGGCGGUAUGUGUGAUAGGAGGUUUGGAUGUAGCCGAUGACCGCAAGCGUGUGCAGGGAGCCAAAGCUAUAGUUGGCACCCCGGGUAGAAUUUUGCAUCUCAUACAAAACGAGGUACUCAAUACAUCUCAAAUCAGUUUGCUGGUGCUGGACGAGGCUGAUAAAAUGUAUACCCACACCUUCCGCCAAGAUCUACAGCGGAUACGCAAUGCUCUGCCUAAUCGCAAACAGACUUUGGCUUGCAGUGCCACUUUCGAAGACAAUCUUGACCAAGAAAUAGCCAAAGUAAUGAAAAAUCCACUGCUGGUGUCUACAGAGGAAAGAGCUACCGUAUUGCUGGGAAUUAAACAAUUCGUCUAUGAGUUGCCGGAGCAGAAAACCAGCAUUUUGGAAAUGCAAUUGAAAUUGGAUGCUCUGAGACAUAUAUUCGGCCGUGUGACCUUCAAGCAAUGCUUGAUAUUUGCUGGUUCCCAAUCGCGGGCGGAUUCUUAUCGCAACUAUCUGGAAAAGGAUGGUUGGCCUUGUGAACUUAUCUCAGGGGCCCAAAAUCAAAAGACUCGUUUGGAACAAUUUCGCAAAUUUCGAGAAUUUAAAACUCGCAUUCUCCUGGCCACUGAUCUCAUGGCCCGAGGCGUCGACUCGGAGAAUGUCAACUUGGUCAUCAAUUUGGAAUUACCCACCGAUUCGGUGACAUAUUUGCACAGAAUUGGCAGAGCUGGACGAUUUGGUUCCCAUGGCAUAGCCAUUAGUUGUGUGGCAUCGGAAAAGGAUCAAAAGACUUUUAAAAAACUCAUAACCGAUGUGGCAACAGGCAUGAAAGUUCUAAAAUUCCCCUCCAAAGCCGAAGAGGAAAAGGAGCAGCGUGACUUGUGGAAUUUUACACAAUUUGAGGAUGACAUAAAAUACUUUGGGCUAUAUCAGGCGGAGCCCAUGCCAAAGGCUCCCCUGGCUUCGCAAGACAAUAUAUCGUUGACACCCUCGUUGUCCGAAAACAAAGAGAAUCUAUCGAACAAUCUAACAUCGCUGCAACAAUCCUCCAUUGACACCAACACCUUUCUCAUCAACUCCAAGGAUAGUGCAGUUAAUAUGCCGCAAUUGACAGAGUCGUCACAGGUUCCCGAAAAGCAGCUUGUGAAUGAGGCAAAUGUCACAGCACCUGCAAAUUCUGAGAAUAUAAAUGCCCAUACACCUUGCGAGUCUAUCAAUGAGGGUUCUACACAUCAACUCAUAACUUCGAAUACAAUUGAUGAUGCCAGCAGCAUUGCGGCUGAUAGUUUGCGCAGUAGUCAACAGGAUAUAUCACGCUAUCAAUCGGUAUUGAUGCAGAAAUCUGCUAUACCUACUUUGGUCGAGUUUUUGGUUGAUCGUCAAUCGUCGCAGGAUACACCGACAAAACGCAAUCAAGACCUGUUCGAUGCAUACACUGAAGAAGUGUUGAAUGACCCAAAGGAUGUGUCAGAGAUUGACGUUGUCGUGGAUGGUCCUGUUCUAAACUCUACCAAAUUGGCUCAAUUAAAGUCACUGCUCAUCGAUAAGCCAACACCAAAGACGCCGGUUAAAGAGAAUGUUGACUUAUAUUCGGAUUUUGCUAACUUUAAAGAGGAAGACAGUUCAAUUUCUCUAUCGGACGAUGUGAACAAGCAAACCUUCAUAAUGUCGGUAACAACGCCAUCCAUACAACAGGAUUCUCUCGAGGAAUUGCGCAACAACUCCUCAGAUUUAUAUCCAGCCACAGAUGAAACCACAGUGACUACAGAGUCUCAUGACAGGGGCAAGGGCCCGAAGCAUUUUCCUUCGCCAGCUCAUAAUCAUGUGCCAACAGGCUUUAUACCCGAUGUCGUACCGGAUCCCAAUAUGCAAAGCAAUAAAAUGCAGCAAAGACAGAAGCUAUCGAUAAAUGUAACAGCACAUAUUGAAAUACCGCCCUAUCAAUCACCUCCCAAUUCGGUAUCGCCCAUUGUCAAUGCAUUGGAAAAUCGCGAGGAAGCAGCAUCACCCUCUACAACUGAAAGCUCUGUGGCCACAUUGUCCAAUCAGGAGGACGAGGGCCAGCAGUCUGGCUCAGAGGCAGAACACUCUGGCGGUAAUAGCAGUGGCUUUGAUGAGAAAACAUCCACUUCUGGUUCAUCAGGGAUUGAAACCUCGGAACCAGAGAGUAAUAGGGCACAGGGAGGAAUACCUGCCUAUGAAACCUCUAGCGAUGAAGAGGAUGACGAAGAGGAAAGUGAUGACAAUGAUUUUUCCUAUGAUGAAGAUGAUGGAGACGAUGAAGACGAAGCCGUGCAUUAUUUCAGUGAUGAGGAUGAUGAUAAUGAGACUAGAAAUUGCGUUGGAGAAGUACUUUAUCGUCGACCCGCUGCUCAAGCUUCUAGUCAAAGUUCAUCAUCGAAUACGAUCACAAAUGCUGAAAAUAAUCCCCUUAAUGUGGCCUAUCAAUCAGCCUAUUCACGUUGGGUGGAUUUGUAUUGGAAUCAAAUGACACUGGUUCAGGAUUAUGUCAAAUUUUUCAUUUUUACACGAGAACAACAACAACAACAGCAGCAGCAGGAACAACAUGAAUAGAACAAAAUAGAAAUAGUUGAUACAAAUCUAGGCCAAUAAAUGGCAUAGGGUAUAAAAGACUUGAUUUGAAUUCAAUUGAUAUGAAUUUUUUCCCCACAAUAUCCUAAUCAAUUUUUGGGCUAAAAAACUUCCUAACUUCCUAAACGAAUUACUCAAAAUGGCACUAAAGAAAUCAGGUAUUUCUUUCCCUAUUAUCAUAAAUUUUUUAUUUACAUGAAUUUACACAAACCUAGUUUAGAGAACAAUAAAAAAAAACAAUGCUGAA
Messenger RNA from Stomoxys calcitrans (stable fly), 3302 nucleotides. Its product is annotated as probable ATP-dependent RNA helicase DDX20. The transcript has 6 exons. Gene Ontology annotation, cellular component: SMN complex. Gene Ontology annotation, biological process: spliceosomal snRNP assembly. The coding region runs from base 107 to 3037 and encodes 976 amino acids. Lineage: Eukaryota; Metazoa; Arthropoda; Insecta; Diptera; Muscidae. The record is from RefSeq and is a predicted model, not a curated record. Gene Ontology annotation, molecular function: RNA binding; ATP binding; RNA helicase activity.